Molecule: messenger RNA, 3050 nt
Organism: Lactuca saligna
Lineage: Eukaryota; Viridiplantae; Streptophyta; Magnoliopsida; Asterales; Asteraceae
Source: the annotation of a GenBank genome assembly
CGAGGGUUUAUACAUAUGAUCUCUAGUGUCUUUUCAUUUCCUAAAGCUAGAUUUCCAGCAGCAAAUAUUUGGUUUUAUAGGACCUGUUAACAUAUAAGUUCAGUUCAAUGGAGUCUUAUUCAACAUCGUCCAUUCAGAAAAGCUAUAAGUAUGAUGUGUUCUUGAGCUUUGCAGGCCAAGACGUCCGUAAGAACUUUCUUGAUCAUCUUUAUGUUGCUCUUCAGUGGCAAGAAAUUGUGACUUUCAAGGAUGAUGAGAAUCUCGAUAAAGGAAAAAGGAUCAAAGAUGAUCUCUUCAAGUCCAUUGAAGAGUCAAAAUUCCACAUCAUUAUUUUGUCAAAAGCCUAUGCAGCUUCCACCUGGUGUUUGGAUGAGCUUGUCAAGAUUAUGGAGUGUCAGAACGCCGACAAUACCAAGCAGAUUGCUUACCCUGUGUUUUAUGACGUGGAUCCCACGGACGUCCGCCAUCAACGUAAGCUGGUUGAAACAGCUUUUGCCGAAAAUAAGAACAAGCCAGAUGCUGGAAAGUGGAUAAAGGCUAUGGAAGGAGUAGCUGGUUUAGCUGGAUGGGAUUUGAGGAAUACCGAUGAUGGGCAUGAAGCCAAAGUCAUCAAAAGAAUUGUUGAGAAGAUUUCACUCGAGUUACGUUCCACUAACUUAAAAGCCGAUGAAUACUUAGUAGGCAUGGAGAGCCGGAUAAGAGAUAUAGUUUCCUCUUUGGAAAUGGAUGUUGAAGAUGUUCGUAUGAUAGGUAUCAAGGGGAUUGGAGGCGGUGGGAAGACGACUUUGGCCACAGCUGUUUUUGACAAAAUAUGCUUUCCGUUUGAAGUUAAAAGCAUCGUUGGGAACAUUAGGGAAGUUUCAAAAUCAUCGAUGUUUGGGUUGCAAUCGUUGCAAAAACAAGUGCUUUCCAUUGUGAUAAAGGAUAGAAAUUUCACCAUAUCGACUGUUCGUGAUGGGAAAAGCUUAAUGAAAAAGAAUUUGUCGGGUAAGAAGGUUCUACUUGUUCUAGACGAUGUGGAUCACUUAGAUCAGUUGGAGGCAUUAGUUGGUGCGCUUAAUUGGUUCAAGGGAGGAAGUAGAAUAAUUAUUACAACUAGAGAUGAGCAAUUACUCAUUGCCCACGGAGUGAAAGCGAUUCAUGAUGUCACUCUUUUAUCACAGUUUGAUGCAACUCGCGUCUUUAAUAGGUAUGCAUUUGGUAAAGAUAUUCCAAUUAAAAUGUGCAAAGAGCUAUCACUCCAAGCUGUCCGUUAUGCUGCGGGUCUUCCCUUAACCAUCAAAGUUUUGGGUUCAUUUCUCUGCGGUAAAGAUGAGCUUGAAUGGAAAGAUGCACUGGAAAGAUUGAAAAAAAUUCCAUUGAAAGAAACCCUUGAAAAAUUGGAACUAAGCUAUACCAGCCUCGAUCAUGAUUACCAGGAUAUAUUCCUAGAUGUUGCAUGCUUACUAAAAGGUUGGCGGAAAGACGAUGCUAUUAGAGCACUUGAAUGUUGUGGAUACCAUGCUAGGAUUGGCUUGAGAGUUCUUGAACAAAGAUCUCUCCUAACUAUUUCACGUAAUCAGGAGUUAGGCAUGCAUGACCAUAUACAAGAACUAGGCCGGAAUAUUGUUCGUCGGUUGCACCCUGCUGAGCCCAUCAGACAUACCCGGUUGUGGAUUCGAGGGGAGAUUGAAGAUCUAUUGACCGAUGACUUGGUUACUGAAGCAACAAGAGCUAUAACAACUCACACAUAUCCAUUGCUAUGCGAGCAGGGCAUCUGUCGUUGUAGAAUUUUUACAAAAGGUUUUGGAAACAUGAAGAAACUUAGAUUUCUUCAGGUGACUUCUUCGACCAGUGAUUUGUUGGAGGGGAUUGAAGUUGGAAAACACUUGCCAAAUGCGUUACGAUUUCUGAACUGGCGAGGUUACCCUCAUUCUUUUUUACCUAAAACAUUUCAGGCAAAUAAUCUUGUUGCACUUGAAAUGCCUUAUGGAAGAAUUAAACGACUAUGGGAAGAGGGGGAAAGAAAGGCGCUUAAUAACCUCAGAUAUCUUGACAUGAGCCAUUCAGAUUUGACGACCCUUGAUUGUGGUUUACUUCCAAAUCUCGAGAAGUUAAAUCUUAAAAAAUGCUCCGAUUUGGUGAAACUUAAUGCCCCCCAUGGAUCUCUAAGAAGGCUUGCACGGUUAGACUUACGUCGGUGCCAAAGUCUCGAUACUGUUUCGUUUAUCAGACAGUUGGAAUUGCUUCAGGUCCUUGAAGACCUCAUUUUCCUGGACUUCAGCUAUUCAAGUUUGACGACCCUUGAUUGUGGCUUAGUUCCGAAUCUCGAGAAAUUAAUUGUUGAAAAUUGUUAUAAUUUGGUAGAACUUCAGUUGGAGUCACUUCAGUUUCUUAAUCUAGGUUGUUUAGAUCUCACGCAGUUCUCAGAUAUAAUCCCAAGGAAUAAUAUCCAAGAACUACCCUCUUUCAUUGGAAAUCUUCAAAACCUUGUUUCUCUAAAGCUCUAUGGGUCCAAAAACCUCAGGAAACUUCAAUCAGGCAUAUGUGUUCAUUUACGACAUCUAAAACACCUUGACCUUGAAGGUAGUGACAUAGAAGAAUUACCAGAGGAUCUUGGCCACUUAGAGAGUUUAGAAACUCUAGAAUUAGGUUAUAUGCCUCUUAAACAUCUCCCUAACAGCAUUUGUAUGUUGACACAUCUGAAAACUCUACUUCUUGAUGGUUGUAAAGGUAUUAAGGAGUUACCUGAGGAUCUUGGCCUAUUAGAGUCUUUGGAGGAACUAAGUCUAGGACAAUGCAAGAUAAGAGAUGUUCCAAGUAGCAUCUGUAAGUUGAAACUUCUCAGAAAGCUUUACCUUCGCUACUGUGAUCAACUUAAGGGAUUGCCCGAGAAACUAGGAGACUUGGAAUGUUUAGAAGAUUUAAAUCUAGAAGAACACAGGUGCCAAGAGCAACGGGUUCAGAUCCAAGGAUAUCAUAAACGAAAGUUUUGUGGAAUCAAGACAUGUCAUCAAGAUACGAGUAAAUUCAAGGAUCAAAGAUUAAUAGGUCUUGAUCCGUUUUGCUAA